ACGAGGAGGCGAGUGGGUGGAAAAUGACUGGAGGGAGCUGUUAUCCGCGGCUAAAAUUAGACAUUAGCACCAUGAAACGCGUUUUAUUUUUUAUUUAAGUCGUCGUUUGUCUUUUUCGAACGUUGACCUCUUAAAUCUGGAGAAACUUUGCUGACAUUAGACCAUUUGAAAGGCAUUUUAACACUGUUUUCUUUGCGUCGGGACCCUGCUCACAGAUAACCGUUAGUUAUUUUCCGCAGCCAGGAUGCCGCGGGACAACAAAACUCCUCUCAUCCAGAAAAUAGCAAAGCAAGCACACACCACCUUCGAAGGCUGGAAGCCUACCGCCAGCGGGGAUAACAAACUAUUCGCGGAGCAACAAGAGAACUUGUCUUUAGUGACCGCGGUCAGGGCGGCUGACCUGAAAAUUGAUCCCCGGAAAAGCAACUCGAGCACCGUGGCAGCGGAGCUCCAGAGCCCCCCGGUCACCUACAUGCAUAUCUGCGAGACGGAGGUGUUCAGCAUGGGGGUGUUCCUGCUGAGGAGCGGAGCCUCCAUCCCGCUGCACGACCACCCGGGCAUGAACGGGAUGCUGAAGGUCCUGUAUGGGAAGGUGAGCGUCCGCUGUUUCGACAAGCUGGAGAACAACCUGAGCGACGGCAGCGCCCCGCCUCAGCUGGAGCCUCCGUUGGCGAUGUACCAGACGUCCUCCCUGCGGCGCUCCGUGCUCCGCUCAGUCGUAGAGCUCUCAGAAACCAGCGGUCCAUGCCUGCUCACUCCUCUGCGGGAUAACCUCCACCAGAUCGACACGGUGGAGGGGCCUGCUGCUUUUCUGGAUAUCCUGGCCCCUCCCUACAAUCCUGACGACGGGCGGGACUGUCACUACUACAAAGUCCUGCAAACUGUGUCUCAGGGGGGGACGGAGGGGAAGAGCAACGAGGAGCAGCAGGGAAAGGAGAAGGAAGAGGAGACAUGGCUGCUAGAGAUACCUCAGCCAGAUGACUUCUGGUGUGGGGGGGAAGCGUACCCAGGCCCUGCAGUCUCUUUCUGAUCCGAGGAACUGCAGAGAUACAAUAGUGAUGUUCAUCUGUCUACAAGGAGACGUAGUUUCCCACACAUAAGGGUUAUCACCUGGAACUCAAAGGGAUUGUGUGCCUUGCUCCGGGGGGCUAGAGGCUCAUAGAAACAGGAGUGAACUGCACACAUAAAGACCUCGACCCGCCUUACACAAGUCAUUCUCGGAACCAAGAACUGAGUUGGAGUUUGCAUUCCUAAUAUGGUAUUUUUCUGCAGACGAUUAUGUUGCCUUGUACACACAUGAAUGUAAUCAGCCAAACGUUCUGUGAAUGAUGGGAUGUCUUUAGGAUCUCUGUGUUUGUGAGGCUUGGAAAGCCCUUCACAUUUAAUUUUUUUCACUCUUCCACAUCGUGACGUGUCUCAAUGCCAAAGCCUGCGACACAACUGCCUUAUUUGUGAAUAUCAAUGUGUACUUUAGAGCUUCAUUUCAAUGGUAGACACUCGUUUCUUCUUCCACAAUGCACUCACUUCAUAUUUACUUUAGUUCUAUCUUAUGUGUUUAACUUAUUCCAUUCCUACACAGGCCUGAUGAGCUGAUGGGUAAUAAACUGCUGUUCAGCUACGUAUUCUGUGAUGUGUUCUUCUGUCAUUUCACCUACUGUAACUUAAUCCACAGUGAUAUGGCCUCUGUGAUGCAUCAUAUUUAAGACCGGUUAAAGUCUUAAAACCCAGUCCAAAUGAAUAGCCUAUGAAAAUAAAUUAUAUUUUAAAACGGUAGCUGUUUUAGACCAUUUCCCUAUAUAUCAAACAAACACGUGUACACUUUCUUCCCAAACUUUCACAUGUAGCUUGAUAAACACUAUAUCAUUCCAAUGUGUAUGUUACAUUAGCUUAUAUCUGUGCAGACAGCGACUCCUCUGGCCUGGUUCAGACACCAGGUCUACGAGCCACUUCGAAAUGAUGCUGUUACUCUGAUGUUGAAUGUAUGUGCAACAAUAAAACACAUGGUAAUAAUCAUGGGACAUCA
Eleginops maclovinus (Patagonian blennie) is the source of this 2023-nucleotide messenger RNA. It is a transcript of the gene adoa, whose product is annotated as 2-aminoethanethiol (cysteamine) dioxygenase a. The record is from RefSeq and is a predicted model, not a curated record. Gene Ontology annotation, cellular component: mitochondrion. NCBI's taxonomy places the organism in Eukaryota, Metazoa, Chordata, Actinopteri, Perciformes, Eleginopidae. Gene Ontology annotation, molecular function: oxidoreductase activity, acting on single donors with incorporation of molecular oxygen, incorporation of two atoms of oxygen.